UUUAUUUCAGUUGAGAUUGAAACGUUAAAACGUUAAGUAGUGUUUUUCGCCGUGGAAAAUAAAUGUUUUAAACAAAUAAUAUUGAUGUGAUUUUUUUUUCUCAAUAUUUACAAAACAAUUAAAAUAAGGUGCUCUUUUUUGUUUAUAAAUCAUUAUUAUUACAUUAAUAAAUAUUUACCAAAUAUAAAAUAAAAAAAAACAAACACAGUAAAAGAAAACCAAAACAAAAACAGAAAACAUGUCUUACACUGCCACCAUGGAUAUAGAGAAAAAUAUUAGUUCGGAAAAUUCCAAUGCAAAUAUGAUGACAGUAGAAAUACCUGUCAUUAACCCGUCUGCUAUACAAAUCGAAACGACUACGAUUUCUACGACACAAACACCACCCCCAACACCUGCUGAUACGGUUGAUUUUAAAACGAAGUCAUCCUCGACACCUUUAGCCCAAAUGGAUACCGUGGAACCACAGACACAAACACCACAACAAAUGCAAUCAUCAUCAACGACCACCACAACCAUGACCAGUACUAAAGAUAAAAUGGACACGGAUCCAGCAUUGGCUAAUUUCAAAGUAUUAUAUGUUUUAACCCAAUUAUGCGGUUUAACAAUGAUCGUUUUAAUGGGCAGUUGGAUCGGUGUACAUAUGGGCGGCUUGGGUGGUACCAAUAAUCCAAGUUUAGAAUUCAAUUGGCAUCCACUACUCAUGACAAUCGGUUUAAUAUUCUUAUAUGGCAAUGCCAUUUUGGUAUAUCGUGGCUUCCGUUCAACGCGCAAGAAGGCAUUGAAAAUAACACAUGCCGCCAUACACAUGGGUGCAUUCAUACUAACGGUUAUUGCCCUCAAAACCGUAUUCGAUUCACAUAAUUUAGCCAAAACUCCCAUACCGAACAUGUAUUCGUUGCACUCAUGGUUGGGUCUAUCGGCCGUCAUACUUUUCUGUUUGCAAUAUGUUGUUGGCUUUGCGGCAUAUUUAGUACCAGGUGCUAAGGAAUCAUUGAAAGCUGCUAUCAUGCCAUUGCACAUAUAUUUCGGUCUAUUUGGUUUUGUAUUGGCAAUCGCUUCGGCUUUGAUGGGCAUAACUGAAAAGGCGAUAUUUUCAGUUGCCAACUAUUCAAAUUUACCCAGUUCUGGUGUUAUGGUUAAUUUGUGUGGUGUUUUGUAUAUCGUGUUUGGUGGUUUGGUCGUUUAUCUGGCUACAAAUCCCGCUUACAAAAGGAAACCUAUACCCGAAGAUACCGCUUUGUUAACAAAUGGUGCUGAAUAAAUUGUUUUUAUGUUUAAACAAAUAUAUUUUAAUUUAAGUUUAAUUAUUUAUUUUUUUUUUGUUUUAGUUUUAUAACUAAUAUUUUUAUCA
Messenger RNA from Lucilia sericata (common green bottle fly), 1351 nucleotides. RefSeq names its product cytochrome b reductase 1-like. The record is from RefSeq and is a predicted model, not a curated record. Lineage: Eukaryota; Metazoa; Arthropoda; Insecta; Diptera; Calliphoridae. The transcript is spliced from 4 exons. Bases 239 to 1261 code for a protein of 340 amino acids. Gene Ontology annotation, molecular function: oxidoreductase activity.